AUGCCGUCUCCAAGCACAGGGGUGCUCCUCACCCUCGCCGCCGCGGCGGCGUGCGCAUCCGCCCAGAAUGCAACCACCAAGCCGCUCUCAACCCGGAUGAUCGAGUCGGCCAUCCUCCGGCAGCACGGCGUCGUCUCCUCGGGAGCAUCGACAAGCACCCUCGAGUCGGGCAUCCUGGCGCUGUCCACGCAGUCCUGGCUCGAGCUGUACGGGUCCUCCCCUUCGCCGCCAGACCAGGUCGCCGACUUCGUGUCCUACGUCGACGAGAUCAUCGCCAGCGUCUCCGCGGCGCCGGCCUUCUCCAACGCCACCGCCGCGUCGCUGCUGCCCCUGGACCGCCUCAGCGUCGCGCAGGCUGUACUCAACCUCGAGGAGGCGCCGGGGGCGGACGGCGAGCUCACCGCCGCGGAGGCGCUCACCCUCGACACGCUUAACUCGUCCCUCACGCUGCAGCGCCGGAACCAAUUUGGUGGCCUUUGGUAUUAUGUGUACCCGUACUGGUCGUACUUGGACGGGGCCGUGUCGUUCCUGCCGUACAUGGCGGAGCCGAGCAGUGGGUACUCGGCGGCGGACAUGCUGCUGCAGAUCACGCUGUUGUAUGAGAAGUGCUUCCAGGAGUCGACGGGCUUGGUUGUGCAUGGGUAUGACGCCUCCAAGACGGCCGUGUGGGCUAAUAAUGCCACUGGGGCGUCGCCGUACGUCUGGGGCCGGAGUCUGGGGUGGUACCUCACCGGGCUGGUCAACGCGUGGGAAGUUCUGACCAGCGAGGGCGGGGACUGUGUCGACAACAGCGCUGGGGCGGAUGGCUGCGCGGACUUGUUGGCGGCCAUCCAGCACCAGGCGACGACGCUGACGACCAGCCUGGUCCAGUACGCCGACGAGGAGACUGGCGUGUGGUGGCAGCUGCCCACAUUCCCCGGCCGCGAGGGCAACUUCCUUGAGAGCUCGUCCACGGUGCUGUACAUCUUCUGCAUCCUCAAGGGCCUGCGUCUGGGCCUGCUGGAGGACGACCAGCCCCUGGCGGACGUGGCGCUGCGGGCGUAUGAUUACACCGCGAGUGAGUUUGUUGUGGAUUAUGGGAAUGGCACGCUGGGGUGGAAUGGUACCGUUAUUGUGUGCAGUCUUAACUCGACUGCUACUUAUGAAUACUAUACUGGACGGCCUGUUGUGUUUGACGCGCCGCUGGGUGAGGCGGCGUUCGUGUGGGCUAGCUUGGAGGUUGAGAGGCUUGGCGCUUGA
Molecule: messenger RNA, 1239 nt
Organism: Diaporthe citri
Lineage: Eukaryota; Fungi; Ascomycota; Sordariomycetes; Diaporthales; Diaporthaceae
Exons: 1
Coding region: 1-1239 (412 amino acids)
Biological process (GO): carbohydrate metabolic process
Source: RefSeq, a predicted model, not a curated record